AUGGCAACUAAUCAAGAAAUGCUAGAUCGCAUUAGCCAACUUUCUAUGGCUAUUCAACAAAAGCGAAUGUCACAGCAAACAGGGCAACAACAACAACAGUCAUACAGACCAUAUGCUAGGCCACCCAAUGUAUAUAGACCUACCUAUCCUGCUACAUACCGUCCAACAUAUAGACCCAAUCUAUACCGCCCACCACCCAAUUACAGUAGCUAUAGACCACCAGCGACAACAACAACCUAUCCUGCUAGAUCUACAACAGCUACACCACAAAGCCAACAUCGUCAGUUGAUCAAUCAACACAAUAAUACCAUUGUUAAAUCAGUUGAUCCGACCACAGGAAGACAACAAGUAUCCGUAAACGGUGUCGAGUUUAUCGUCAAGGGUAAAAAACUUGUCAGAAAGGAUGUACUUGAUAAGACGCCAACGUCUACUGCAAUCAAUGCACCCAAAUAUCUCGUUCGAAAGAUUAUCAAGAGGCCAAAGGGAGUCAAAAAUAGUAAAAACAAAGUAUUUAUUCGAGGAUUAGAAGGCUAUGUUCGUCAAGGACCAAAGGCGUUGGUGUUGAAAACAAGUCAACCAAAGAAGAAACGGUACUGUGGAUUCUAUACACGCUACGGUAAAUGUCCUAAUGCGGAUCGUUGUCAAUUCGUGCACGAUCCAUCUCACCGCGCAAUCUGUCCACGAUUUCUUCAAGGCAAGUGUCAGAAACAAGUGUGUCGACUGUCGCAUCAACCCAAUGAACAUAUCAUGCCACACUGCGUUCAUUUCCAAAAGGGGGCUUGUAAGAAUGAUCCUUGUAUCUAUCCUCAUGUACGUGUCAACCCUCAAGCGCCUGUGUGUAAGGCGUUUGCGAUGGAAGGGUACUGCCCUCGAGGAUUACAGUGUGAGGAAAAACAUAUUCAUGUCUGUCCAGAGUUUGCAGAAACAGGCAAGUGCUCGAAUGCUAACUGUCGAUUACCUCAUGUGGCUAGGAAACACGGUAAAGGAAUCAUCAGGUUGAGUAGCUGGGUAAGUCCACACUAUGCGCACGCUCAGAAGCAGAUCAAGGUAGAAAAAGACAAGGCCAUUGUUCAUGGAGCAAGGUCCCUUCGUUCUUCUUAUCCUGUAGAACAACAACAACAACCAGAAGUAUCAAGAGAAAAGGAAGAGGAAGAAGGAUUUGUGCGGUUAUUUGAUGACAGUGAAGAGGAUGAUGGAUGGAGUCAGUAUCAAAGAGAUGAUCUAGAUGAGAAUCAGAGUCAUUUCUUACGCUUUAAAGAAGAAGAAGAGGAGGAAGACGAAGAUGAAGAAGUAGUAGAAGAAGAAGAAGAGGAAGAUAAGGAUGAUGAGAGUGAUAUGGAAGAGGUAUAUGAAGAGAUGACAGAUGGAGAAGAAGAGAGAAAUGGAGAAGAGAAUCUACAACCAGUUUAA
Molecule: messenger RNA, 1410 nt
Organism: Rhizopus microsporus ATCC 52813
Lineage: Eukaryota; Fungi; Mucoromycota; Mucoromycetes; Mucorales; Rhizopodaceae
Exons: 2
Coding region: 1-1410 (469 amino acids)
Cellular component (GO): nucleus
Molecular function (GO): metal ion binding
Source: RefSeq, a predicted model, not a curated record